UGUUUCCUCUGCCAUGCGUGAGGGUGGUGUGGCAGGACUUGGCCGCGGUAGUCUUGUAAUUUACUUUUUAAUGGUACUACUCCAAUAAUGUACUUCACCCUGACUCAGCUGGCUGCACAUGUUGUAUAAGGAUUAGGCUACAACGCUAACUUCGAGACGUCAACACAAAAAGAAGGAGGUUCUUCAUUGAGCCCUACAAAGUCCAAAGGAAAAGAGACCAGACUAUUUUCUCUCAAAUCUGCAAAACCUUUCUGUUACAAACUCCCGGGAAAAACUUUAUGCAGAAUGGAAAUAUCCAAAGCAGAUGACCUUUCGACUGAGCAGGCUGCCAAUUUACUAGGUUCACCUGGUCGAGACAAUCAGAUGAGACAGAGUGGACAGGUCCACAAAAAGAGGUCAAAGAACCGCAUGGUCAUCGUUGCGGUACUGUUGCUCUGCUUGCUGAUGAUCACUGUCAUCGUGGUCGUAUUUGCCUUGAAGCAGCGCUGCGAUGUUAAAGUGGGAGCGAAGUCUUGGAUAGAAGAGGAGUGUGAGGACAUUCAAACACCACAAUGUCCUGCUGGUUUUUCCAACCCCCCUCUGAUCCUGGUGUCUAUGGAUGGCUUCCGGGCAGGUUAUUUAAAGGCCUAUGGCAGUCUUCUUCCAGUCAUCAGCAAAUUACGCAACUGUGGCACUUCUACCUCGUAUAUGAGACCUGUCUACCCCACCAAGACCUUCCCCAACCACUACACCAUUGUGACUGGCCUCUAUCCAGAGUCCCAUGGGAUCGUUGACAACAAGAUGUAUGACGUGACCCGCAACGCAUCCUUCAGUCUGAAAGUUCCCGAAAAAUUCAAUGCCAAAUGGUACCAAGGAGAACCAGUUUGGCUCACUGCCAUGGACAAUAACCUGAAGUCAGCCACAUUCUUCUGGCCUGGCUCUGAUGUGGCAGUCAAUGGAAUAUUACCUGACUUCUAUAAGACGUAUGACAGGAACAUCCCAUUUGAGGAGAGAAUCUCAACCAUAUUUCAAUGGCUGAACUUGCCUCAAGGGGAAAGGCCAGAUUUGUACACUCUGUACAUGGAGGAACCAGACUCUGCCGGCCACCGAUACGGACCAAUGAGCAGCCAGGUGAUUGAGGCCCUGCUGAACGUGGACAGGUUGUUAGGACUUCUAAUGGACGGUCUAAAACAGAAGAACCUUCACCGAUGUGUCAACCUGGUGCUUCUGUCUGACCACGGAAUGGAGGAAGCUUCCUGCAAAAAGGCUGCCUUUGUAAGCUCGUACCAGGACAACAUUGACGACUUCACUGUCAUCCAAGGCCCUGCCGCGCGAAUCCGACCCAAGAACCUCCCGGAAGACUUCUUCUCCUUCGACUAUGAAGGCCUGGUGAAGAAUCUGUCGUGCAGGAGCCCUGACCAGCCCAUGAGGCCCUACCUCAAAGAGCACCUCCCCAAACGGAUGCACUUUGCUAACAACAUGCGCAUUGAGAAGGCCCAUCUCUACAUGAAGCCUGGCUGGCAAGCAGCUCUACAACCUAAGGAAGUCAAGUACUGCACUGGUGGAUUCCACGGCUCGGAUAACGUCUUCAAAAACAUGCAGGCCAUUUUUAUCAGUUAUGGACCAGGGCUGAAAUACAAGACCCAAGUUGCACCUUUUGAAAACAUUGAAGUCUACAACCUCCUGUGUGAUUUGUUGGACGUUCCCCCCGCUCCUAACAACGGGACCCAUGGGAGUCUGAACCACCUCCUGAAGAACCCUCCCCACCGCCCCGUAUACCCAGCUGAGCUCUCCUCUGACUCCACCUGUAAGGCCAGUGGCCCUGCCUCCUCUGACGACCUGGGCUGCAGCUGCAGCACCCGCACCAAAGAAGCGGAGAAGACUAUGAACAGGCAACUCAUCAAAGACAAUUCCAAUUCCGGAACCAAGGCUCUUCACCUACCAUAUGGAAUCCCUCGAGUUCUCCAGGAGAAUUCAGAGUACUGUGUCCUGCACCACGCCGACUACAUCAACGGUUACAGCAAAGAUACUCUCAUGCCCUUAUGGGUCGCCUACACAAUUAAACCACUGAACAAUGUUCAGCCACUGAGUCCAGUAGCGGAGGCCUGUGUCCGUGCAGACGUCCGUGUGGCGCCGCUCUUCAGCCAGAACUGUGUCAGAUACAAGGACAACCCUGCGCUGUCCUACGGCUUGUUGCAUCCACCCAAUCUGGGUGCCAAUGGAACAGAGGCAGAGUCACUACUCACCAGCAACAUUGCGCCCAUGUACCCUGCUUUUAAAGAUGUUUGGACGUACUUCCAUGACGUCCUCCUGGUGAAAUAUUCCCAGCAGCUGAAUGGGGUCAACGUUAUGAGUGGACCUAUCUUUGACCAGCACUACGACGGACACUUUGACACUCCUACAGUUAGCACAGCACAACACGAGGCUCCCAUCCCCACUCACUUCUAUGUGAUCCUGACCAGCUGUGGGAACUCUUCCUUCUCCCCUGCUGACUGCCAGGGUCCCCUGGAGACGACCUCCUUCACCCUCCCCCAUAGACCAGACCACACUGAGACCUGUGCUAAUGGCUCAGACUUCCAAUGGGUCCAGGAGUGGGCCCAGUUCCAUGCUUCCCGGGUCCGAGACAUAGAGCUCCUGACUGGACUCAGCUUCUACCACAACAGGAUAUCAGUGGAGGAAACGCUACAGCUCAAGACAUUUUUACAGACUUUCUAAGAUCCCAAGAAGUUACCUCCGGCGGGUUUUAGUACCAUAUUUUAUUUUUAUCGCUGUAAGGCCUUAUUACACAUAUCAAAGUAAAAAGUCAAGGGCUAAAUGUGUAUCCCUGGAUCCCAUUAAAUUAAAAAAGGUGUAACACUUAAAUAUAAGUGCAUAAAGAGAAAAAAAGCUGUUCUGUUUAAGUGAGAAACUGCCUGAAAGUCGCUUGAACCUCAAUCCCUCAUAGACUUUAAACCAGAAAGGCAUACACUGAAAGAAGCCAUGUUAUGAGACAUAAUAUAAUAGACCGUUGUCUGUUUGGACUUGAGCCAGAACACUGAACCAAAGAAGUCAUCAUUACAGUGCAUUUCGAAAGUAUUCAGACCCCUUCCCUUUUACCCAAUUUUCUUGUUACAGCCUUAUUCUAAAAUUGAUGAAAUAAAUUAAACAUCCUCAAUCUACAUAAAAUACCCCAUAAUGACAAAUCUAAAAAUAAUAAUAAUAAUUGAAAAUAUGACAUUUACAUAAGUAUUCAGACCCUUUGUUAU
Messenger RNA from Salmo salar (Atlantic salmon), 3224 nucleotides. It is a transcript of the gene enpp1, whose product is annotated as ectonucleotide pyrophosphatase/phosphodiesterase 1. Gene Ontology annotation, molecular function: metal ion binding; dinucleotide phosphatase activity; phosphodiesterase I activity. NCBI's taxonomy places the organism in Eukaryota, Metazoa, Chordata, Actinopteri, Salmoniformes, Salmonidae. Gene Ontology annotation, biological process: inorganic diphosphate transport; ATP metabolic process; nucleoside triphosphate catabolic process. Gene Ontology annotation, cellular component: cell surface. The record is from RefSeq and is a predicted model, not a curated record.